CAGGCUAACAAGAAAAUGAACAACAAUAUUCAUUCAACAAGCUUAAUCGCUGGUGUUUACAUUUUUGCAACACUAUGUAUCGCAUAUCAAGUAAAUGCGGAACCAGUAACAGCAAAAACAAAUCAAUAUUUAGAUCAAUUACAUCAAGUUAUGGGACCACCACCAACUACCGAUUCGUACUGUAUGCGUGAUCGUCCAUAUGAUAUGGGUAUGUCGUGUCAAGCAUCAAAUGUUGGGAGUUUUAUGGCUGCUGCUGAGAAAUAUUUACGAGGUGAAACUACUUUGGUUGAUGAAUCUUCAUGUGUACCAUCCAGUGAUGAUAGAUCCACCUACGUCGAUUUUGUGGUUGUUGGCUCAGGUGCCGCAGGUUCUGUAGUUGCACGUCGCUUAGCUGAACAGCGCUAUGUCGUGUUAUUACUAGAAGCAGGAGGUCCAGCACCAAUUGGCACACAAAUUCCUGGUACAUAUUUCCAAUAUCUUGGAAAUCCACAAAUUGAUUGGAAUUUCCCAUUGGAGAAAGAAGAUAACGCUUGCUUGUCUUAUGGCGGUGUUUGUCAUUAUCCAAGAGGAAAAGUAAUGGGUGGUACAACUCAAUUACAUGGUAUGAUGUACAUGCGAGGUUAUCCACAAGAUUUUAAUGAUUUUAAUUUAACGGGUUGGACAUGGGAUGAUGUAAUGCCAUAUUAUCUUAAAUCAGAAGACAAUACUCAAAUUGGAACACAUGCCGAUCCUGGUUAUCACGCAACUGGUGGAUUAUUAACCGUUUCAAGAUUCCCAGAUCAUCCUAAUAUUUCGAUUGAUAUAAUGAAAGCAGCUCAUGAAUUAGGUUAUGAAGUGGAUCAAGACUUAAAUGGUAAAAGUCGUGUUGGUUUUACAUUAGCACAAGCAACUGUACGAAAUGGUGAACGUUUAUCAGUAGCCCGAGCAUUUCUUUAUGAUGCUUUGCCACGAUUACCAAAUUAUUUGAAAGUUCGUCCCAACUCACAAGUCACAAAAAUAUUGUUCGAUGAUAAUAAAAAUGCCAUUGGUGUGGAAUAUAUCAAAAACGGCAUUCAAUAUACCGUUCGUGCUCGCAAAGAGGUUAUUAUAUCAGCGGGUGCCAUACAAUCUCCACAAUUGCUAAUGUUAUCCGGGAUUGGACCAAAAGACCAUCUUCAAAGUUUUGGUCUUGACAUAGUCAAAGAUUUACCUGGUGUUGGUCAAAAUUUACAAAAUCAUGGUUCAUUUAGUGUUAUAUUCAAAGUGAAAAAUGAUAAGGGUGAAAAUCAAAUGAACAUUGACACUUUACAACAGUUUAUACAAAAUCGUACAGGACCCUUAACUUCAACAGGAAUGUCACAAUUAACUGGAUUUUUAUAUUCGCAAUUUGCUAAUCCAUCAACUGACGCAGCCGAUAUGCAAAUGUUCUUUGCCGGAUAUUUAGCCAAUUGUUCUGCAGAUGGGCAACCAGAUUCAUUAACCAUUCCAAACUAUCCGCAACGAUUAAUAAGUAUGACACCAACUUUAUUACGGCCAAAAUCAAUUGGUUAUAUACAACUUCGAUCACCAAAUCCAUUUGCAUACCCAAAGAUUUUUGCACAUCUAUUGAAUGAUCCUGAGGACGUGACAGUAAUUUUAGAUGGUGUUCGAUUGGCACAGAAAUUGGCUAAAACCAAUGCCCUUAAAGAUUUGAUUGAACAAGAUGAUACACCAGUGCAAGCUUGUAUUGAUAGAGGACUAGAAUAUGAUUCCGACCAUUACUGGGACUGUGCUAUUCGUCAUUUAACUAAUCCAGAAAAUCAUCAAGUUGGAACUUGUAAAAUGGGAGUUGAUGGUGAUGCAAUGGCCGUUACUGAUGAAGAAUGUCGAGUACGUGGUGUGAAAAACUUACGUGUAGUAGAUGCAAGUAUUUUCCCAGCGGUUCCAAGUGGUAAUUUAAAUGCACCUACAAUAAUGGUUGGUGAAAAAUGUUCAGACGCGAUAAUUAAAUCAUGGGAUAAUAAUUUUUAUGGAAAAGGAAAUGGACUUUUUGACAAACUUAAAUAAUUAGAACUAUCAUAAUACGUUAAAUAAAUUACUGAAU
Molecule: messenger RNA, 2062 nt
Organism: Chrysoperla carnea
Lineage: Eukaryota; Metazoa; Arthropoda; Insecta; Neuroptera; Chrysopidae
Product: glucose dehydrogenase [FAD, quinone]-like
Exons: 11
Coding region: 16-2025 (669 amino acids)
Molecular function (GO): flavin adenine dinucleotide binding; oxidoreductase activity, acting on CH-OH group of donors
Source: RefSeq, a predicted model, not a curated record